Messenger RNA from Chanos chanos (milkfish), 4169 nucleotides. Its product is annotated as MORC family CW-type zinc finger protein 4. The coding region runs from base 100 to 3126 and encodes 1008 amino acids. NCBI's taxonomy places the organism in Eukaryota, Metazoa, Chordata, Actinopteri, Gonorynchiformes, Chanidae. The record is from RefSeq and is a predicted model, not a curated record. Gene Ontology annotation, molecular function: zinc ion binding; ATP hydrolysis activity. Gene Ontology annotation, cellular component: nucleoplasm; nucleus. The transcript has 17 exons.
CACUUCACUAUGUGAUGAGCGCACAACAGCACAGCUAGGCGCCUGUGCACAUUAAAAUCUCUCGUUUGAUGUGACGUGUGUUAAGUUUUGCCUGGAAACAUGGCGAGGCUCAGCGAGCACGGGAUUCGCUUAAGUUCUAUGAGUCCUUCUUAUCUAAACAGCAAUUCAACUAGUCAUACCUGGCCGUUCAGCGCAGUUGCAGAAUUAAUAGAUAAUGCAUCAGACCCAGGGGUCACGGCAAAGCAGAUUUGGAUAGAUGUUGUGGGUGUAAAAGGUGAACAAUGCCUGUGUUUCACUGAUAAUGGCAGUGGAAUGACCCCCAGCAAACUGCAUAAAAUGCUCAGUUUUGGCUUCACAGAGAAAGGCUCUGGGAAGAGCGGUCACCAGCCCAUUGGCGUGUAUGGAAACGGAUUUAAGUCAGGCUCCAUGCGCCUAGGACGGGACGCUCUGAUCUUCACCAAGAACGGCGGGUGCCAAAGUGUUGGCAUGCUCUCUCAGACCUUUCUCCAGGCCAUACGGGCACAGGCUGUCAUAGUGCCGAUUGCACCAUUUAACCAGCAAACCAAGACUCUGGUGGUGACAGAAGAUUCAGAGGCCAGUCUGAAAGCCAUCCUUACACACUCUCUCCUUAGCACUGAAGAGGAACUCCAGGAGCAGCUGGACUCCAUCCCCGGCAAGAAGGGCACCAAGAUCCUCAUCUGGAACAUUCGCAGGAAUAAAGAUGGAAAGCCGGAGUUUGACUUUGAGACGGACCAGGGGGAUAUUCGUCUGCCGGAGAUCCGCUCAGAGGAGAUGGGGGGAAAAGAGAGACGGAAUUAUACAGGACCCCGACGGACAGAUCACACCAUCCCAGAGAUGGACUACUCCCUGAGAGCAUAUCUGAGUAUUCUAUACCUGAAGCCCAGGAUUCAGAUUAUCCUGCGGCAGAAGAAAGUUCAGACCAAACUGGUGGCAAAGAGUUUGUCCAUGAUUGAGAAUGAUGUUUACAAACCUCAUUUCAUCAAUGAGCGGGUGAAGAUCACUUUCGGCUUCAACCGUAAGAACAAAGAUCACUUUGGCAUCAUGAUGUAUCACAAAAACAGACUUAUAAAAGCCUAUGAGAAAGUAGGCUGCCAAAUCAAGUCAUCGGGUCAAAGAUCAGGGGUCGGAGUCAUAGGGGUCAUUGAAUGCAACUUUCUGAAGCCAGCUCACAACAAACAAGACUUUGAGUACACCAAAGAAUACAGACUCACCCUGGCGGCUCUUGGCCUCAAACUCAAUGAUUACUGGAGAGAAAAGAAGGAGAAGAAAGCAAAAGAGAGAGAGAUCAUGGCCCUAGAAAAGAAGAAAGAAGAGGAUGGUUCAGACGAUGCAGAAGAAGUGGAUGUUACAUGGAUUCAGUGCGAGGAAUGUUUGAAAUGGAGAGGUAUUCCCACCAGUCUGUUUUCUGGGAGUGUGCCUGACAGAUUUACCUGCAGCCAGCACCCCAUAGCACGCCUCAGGAGCUGCCUGGUGCCUGAAGAGACAGAAGAUAAUCCAGAAGACCUCACACCCAGCUAUGAGAAAACGCACAAAAAACAGGACCAAGGCCAGAUUAAGAAAAGACAGAAAUCGUCAGAGGUGAGGGAGAAUAACACUGUCUCUGACACGGACAACGUAAAGAUGGGCCAAGAGGACAGAGAGACAGAACAGACAGAAGCAAACAACAAAAGGACGGCACAGCCGCACAGCAACAAACGCAAAGCAACAUGGCCAGUGAGUGAAACAGUUAGGAAGUCAUUACGAAACACAGAAUCCACAGAGACUGCCGUGGAGAGAGAGAAAAAGGCAGAUCAAAGUCUGGGAGAACAAACAGAGGAAGAGAAAGAGAUUGAUCAGCCUGUGAAAGACCGUGUGGAAGGAGAAAAAGAAACAGAGCAGUCCCAGGAGGAGCAUAUAGAAAAAGUAACGGAUGAAAAAGAGGAAGAGAAAUCAGAGACAGAAAUGAAUCAAGCCCAUGAAAAGCAAGCAGAAGGAGAAAAUGAGACCGAGGGGGCUGAAGAAGACAAACCGGAGAGACAAAAAGAGACGGAACAGUGCCAAGAAAAGUCACAAACGAAUGACAAAAAACCAGUGGCCGUCCUGGCGGCCCACGAUGAAAAAACAGAGAAAGAGAGUACGUUCGUGGAAGCUGCACCUCUUGAGGAUGGUACUUCUCAGACAGUACCCAAAAAGCAGGCCGAAUGCCCCGCCAGCAUAACUGACUCUCUCCCUCCACCCAACUCCAGCCCCGUACUAACAACUUUCCCCCAUCCCUUCUCCCCUAGCCCCACACCAAUGUGGACACAGCCUUUAUCUCCAGGCUCCGCCCCUGCCUGGUCUCACCCUUUGGCCCAGACGGUAGUGGUCCCGCCCCUUAGUCGGUCGGUCAGACAAAGAGCCGGGUCGCUGGUGCCAGAAAGUUCUGACCGACCAGCGCUAACCCAGAAACUGGCUCAGCUAGAACGAGAAGCCAAACGCCUACGGCACAUUCUUGGCAUGAGCCCAGCCGCAAAAGAACCAGGUUCUGGUACGGCGGCAGGGCCGGGAAGAGACAAGUUACCACCAGAUAUGCCAUUAAUGCCAAGUGUGGUUUUACAGAGCAAUGAAAUGGGCGUGUGCAAACCAAACGCAGAGAGACUGAACCCAACAGUCUGUCUAACCAGAAUGAAUGAGAACUCAACAGUCGUUCCACAGACGGCACAGAUGGCAGGACAGCCGUUUGACUGGACAUCGCUACUGAGAAAUGGUGGUCCUCCAGUCCAACAGGGGGAGACAUUGAGCCCUACAGAUGAGCUUUUUUGGAAUAAGAAAUCUUCAAAGUUACAUUGCCAGCAGAUGCAGCCUUUGGUAGCAGAGCUCAGCGCUCUGAAGAAGGAGAAAGAGCAGCUCCAGAACAGAGUGAGACUACUAGAGAGGAGAGAAGCACGAGAAAAAAGAGACCAAAGCACCAAUACUAUGUUUAAUACCUAUGACAGUAUGACAUUGGAUCGCUUGCGUUUGAUGAGAAGGAAUGUUGUGGCCCUGUUGUCUUCCAUUCUGCCCCAUCUGGACCUGCAGGGUAUCAGCUAUGACACCUCAGACGUAGACAACAUUCUCCAGCAGAUCAUUGAGGCCAAUGGCCUCUGACCAUUUCCUUCUCAAACCAAAACCAAAAACAAAACUGUAAUAUCAAAGCGUGGCCCCUUUACGUGAAGUACGGUUUUUCAUUAUUUUUUCCCUCCAUAUGACCUGAUGGGGGGGCGGGGAGGGAGUGGGGUGGAGGAGGAGGAGGAGGAGCACGAACUGUGAGAAUCAAGACUAUUGGUAGCAGCGGCAACGACUCAGGCAUUGACAGGUUGAGCUGCAGAUUGUGACGGAAUAUGAAGGCAGUGUAGUAGUUAUCUGACUGAAUCUGGCUUACAGGUCAGCACAGCUUUGUCCAUUGACUUAAUACUCACAGAACUCUGCAAACCCCACAAUGACGUCAUAGCCUGAUGCUCUGUAGGGCCAUGGUGACAUGAAAGAGUAAUGUCUCACAGGAACUAUACGCUGUUAGCUUAUAACACACUGUAAAUAUAUUCUCAUAGCAUUAAAAGUUUCCACAGGAUAUUAUAACAGAGGAAGAGGUGGGAGAUGCAAGUUUCGCGAGCACGUCUUCAUAGUUCAGAGCUACAGCAUUAAACAAUUGUACUUCAUCAGAGUUUUGCCAAUGUAGAGAUUCUCACACUCGCACUCUGUUAACUUGUGCAUGUAAAUACAACUUCAAAUUAAUGGAAACAUACAAUAUUCAUUUCACCACUGAUGAAACCAUAAAUGCAGGUCUUUAACUACUGUAAUAUUCAGAACUAAAUCAAGGAAAGAAUCCAGCGCAAAAUCACCAGCCAUCUUACAAACCCAACAUAUUAUGCAGGCAAUGAGUGUUUUGCAUACGCUUCUCUGAAUAACAGGCCCCAUUGUCUUUUAGAAUGUAAUGACAACUUCCAAUUACUAUUUCCUUGUUAUUUUUAUCCCUACAGAUAUAUAUAUUUUUUUGUAAUAUUUGUAUGGUUUUGUUUCCUCUGUGAAGCUUCUUCCACUCAACGUAAAAUUGUCAAUUGUAAGCUUCUGCCAUCGGAAUGUUUUUCCACCCGUCCUGAAAAGAGCAAAGCGUGGGCAUAUUUUUGUUAUUGCAUUGUUGCUUCCAUCUGAUA